CGAUACCGAUGGCGACGAGAGCUCCGCCAUUGUUGCUGUGCUUGUGUCUCUGCCUCGCUUCUUGCUCCAGCUCCCGGUCGGAGGAGCUCGCAGCUGCCGGCGUCACCGGCAAUGGCUACUACCGGACCGAGGCGUUCCUGGUGGACGAGGAAGGGAGGCGGCUCCGCGCCGAGCUCGCCGCCGUCGCAGGCGCCGGCGGCGGGUCCACGGCGUACGGCGACGACGCGCAGAGGCUAGACGUGUAUGCAAGCCUGGAGACGGACAGCCGGCUGCACGUCCGCAUCGCCGACGCCGGCCGCCCGCGAUGGGAGGUUCCCCAGGACGUCAUCCCGCGCCCCACGCCGGAGUUCUUCCUCCAGACGUCGCAUCCGGGACCCCCUGUCGUCUCCACCGCGUCCUCCGACCUCGCCUUCGCCCUCCACACCUCCCCGUUCCGCUUCACCGUCUCCCGCCGCUCCACCGGCGACGUCCUCUUCGACACCUCCCCAAGCCUCGUCUUCAAGGACCGGUACCUCGAGCUGACGUCGUCGCUGCCGGCCGACCGGGCGUCGCUCUACGGCCUCGGCGAGCACACCAAGCAGACGUUCCGGCUGCAGCGCAACGACACCUUCACGCUCUGGAACUCCGACAUCGCCGCCGGCAAUGUCGACCUCAACCUCUACGGCUCCCACCCGUUCUACAUGGACGUGCGGUCCGCGCCGCCCGGUGGCGGCGCCGGCGCCGGUGCCGCGCACGGUGUGCUCCUACUCAACAGCAACGGCAUGGACGUCAUCUACGGCGGGUCCUACGUCACCUACAAGGUGAUCGGCGGCGUGCUUGACUUCUACUUCUUCGCCGGCCCGUCCCCUCUCGCCGUCGUCGACCAGUACACGCAGCUCAUCGGCCGUCCCGCUCCCAUGCCCUACUGGUCAUUCGGGUUCCACCAGUGCAGGUGGGGGUACAAGAACGUGUCAGACCUUGAGGGCGUCGUCGCCGGCUACGCCAAGGCGAGGAUCCCACUUGACGUGAUGUGGACGGACAUCGACUACAUGGACGCCUUCAAGGACUUCACGCUGGAUCCGGUGAACUUCCCGGCCGACCAACUCCGGCCGUUCGUCGACCGCCUCCACCGCAACGGCCAGAAGUACGUCGUCAUCAUUGACCCAGGGAUCAGCGUGAACAAGACGUACGGCACGUUCAUCCGAGCGAUGCAGCAGGACGUCUUCUUGAAGUGGAAUGGCAGCAACUACCUCGGCGAGGUGUGGCCGGGGAAGGUCUACUUCCCGGACUUCCUCAACCCGCGCGCCGCCGAGUUCUGGGCGCGGGAGAUCGCCGCGUUCCGGCGGACCAUCCCCGUCGACGGGCUGUGGAUCGACAUGAACGAGAUCUCCAACUUCGUCGACCCGCCGCCGCUCAACGCGCUCGACGACCCGCCGUACCGCAUCGACAACUCCGGCGUGCGCCGCCCCAUAAACAACAGGACGGUGCCGGCCUCCGCGCUGCAUUACGGCGGCGUGCCUGAGUACGACGCGCACAACCUCUACGGCUUCCUCGAGGCGCGCGCCACGCACACCGCGCUGCUCCGGGACACUGGCCGCCGGCCGUUCGUGCUGAGCCGCUCCACGUUCGUCGGCUCCGGCAAGUACACCGCGCACUGGACCGGCGACAACUUCGCGACGUGGGACGACCUCCGCUACUCCAUCAACACAAUGCUCAGCUUCGGCCUCUUCGGCAUCCCCAUGGUCGGCGCCGACAUCUGCGGCUUCGCCGGCGACACCGACGAGGAGCUCUGCAGCCGCUGGAUUCAGCUUGGCGCUUUCUACCCGUUCUCGAGGGAUCACUCGGCGCUCGGCACCGUCCGGCGAGAGCUGUACCUGUGGGAGUCGGUGGCGCGGUCUGCGAGGAAGGCGCUCGGGCUGCGCUACCGGCUGCUCCCCUACAUCUACACGCUCAUGUACGAGGCGCACGUCACGGGCGCGCCCAUCGCGCGGCCGCUCUUCUUCUCCUACCCCGGCGACGUCGAGACGUACGGCAUCGACAGGCAGUUCCUGCUCGGCCGCGGCGUGCUCGUGUCGCCGGUGCUCGAGCCAGGCGCCACCACCGUCACCGCCUUCUUCCCGGCCGGCCGGUGGUUCAGCCUCUACGACUACUCCCUCGCCGUCUCCACCAAAACCGGCAAGCGCGUCACGCUGCCCGCGCCGGCCGACACGGUGAACGUGCACGUCGCCGGCGGCAACAUCCUGCCGCUGCAGCAACCCGCACUGACGUCGUCGCGCGUGCGGCAAAGCAUGUUCCACCUCCUGGUCGCGCUCGCCGACGACGGCACGGCCAGCGGGGACCUCUUCUUGGACGACGGCGAGUCACCGGAGAUGGUCGGCGCGCGGAGCAGGUGGAGCCACGUCAAGUUCAGCGGCGCGACCGAGGACGGCGGCGUGGUCAGAGUCCGGUCGCACGUGGUGCACGACGCCUACGCGCCGAGCCGGACGCUGGUCAUCGGCAAGGUGGUGCUCACGGGCCUGCAGUCGCCGGCGCCACCCAAAGGGUUCGCCGUUCAUGUCAACGGCGUCCCGGUGAACGCGAGCACGGCGGCCGGCAGCGCCGCCGGCGACGCAAAGAACGGAGCGCUGGGCACCGUGCAUGUCGGCGGGCUGUCACUGGCCGUCGGGCAGGAGUUCGAUCUGAAGCUCGUGAUGACCUAUUAAACCAUAAAAUUCGAGCAUUAGUCGGCAGCCUAUAUACAGCUAAAACUUUGGUAAUAAUGAAUGCUUUAUGUAGAGAUGGAAAUAAAAAUAUUUAUUAAAUUACAUUUUGCACCGAGCUUGAUUAUAUCUUGUUUCAUUUUACACCAGGCUUAAUAUAUGUUUUCACAUAGCACCAGGAUAUAUUUAAAUACACUUGAAUUUGUACUAGGUUCUGUCAUAUAAUUCGAUGGAAAUCUUGUAAA
Messenger RNA from Oryza brachyantha (malo sina), 2923 nucleotides. RefSeq names its product probable alpha-glucosidase Os06g0675700. Bases 9 to 2681 code for a protein of 890 amino acids. The record is from RefSeq and is a predicted model, not a curated record. Gene Ontology annotation, molecular function: hydrolase activity, hydrolyzing O-glycosyl compounds; carbohydrate binding. Gene Ontology annotation, biological process: carbohydrate metabolic process. NCBI's taxonomy places the organism in Eukaryota, Viridiplantae, Streptophyta, Magnoliopsida, Poales, Poaceae. The transcript is spliced from 5 exons.